AUGACUGAUAUGAAACAAUUAGAAAAAUCCAUCAUAGAAGAUAUGCCAAAGAUCUUAUGUAAACACUUGAAACAACGAUUUGCUUGUAUAGAAACACAAUGGUUCGAUGUGAAAAAAAUAUUUACAAAUGAAAUCGAACGAAUUGCCAAUUUAGUUAUCCGAAUUCGCAGUGGUGAAGCUGAAAACCUAUUCACCGAACAAAUAUUUAACGAUAAAGAACAAAUGAUGAUAAAAAAUAGUAUUGAUGAAUUAACACAAAAUGUAAAACAUCUCGAAGAAAAAGAAUAUUUUAUUAGAUGUUUAAAUCAACAAAAUUUCCAAUAUUUGAAUGUCAUUGAGUACAACAUCGAUCAAACAGAUAAUGAAAAUUCUAUCGAACAUAAACUUGUUCAAAAUGAUCAACAUUAUCGAAUUCUUUGCUCAAAUGAUUGCUUAAACAAGAAUAAUUCAGAAGAAUUGCAAAAAUUAAUCUGUGAUCUAAUAGAAGAAGCUAAAAAUAAUUCGAGUUUACAUCUUAUUUAUGCUGAUUUUUCAGACUGUUCUUUUCCAUUAUCUACUAUGAUGGUGUUGUCAUCAUUAAAAAAGGCUCAUGAAGACAUGAUCGAUCAACUUUCAUCUGAAUUGUCUACAGCGAUGGAAACAUUUACUGUACCGUUUACAGAACCUGACAUACUUACUGAUCAGCCAACACCGACGUCAAUGUCAAUUGAUGAAACUAUCAAUAUUGUUCUUUUGGGUGAAACAGGUGUUGGAAAGUCAACUUUUAUUAAUGCUUUUGCCAAUUAUCUUACAUUUAACACACUUGAAGAAGCUGAAGCAGGUCAAUCAGUUGUACUCAUACCUGUUUCAUUUAUGAUUACGGUUGGUGAUAACUUUGAAGAACAUAUUGUAAAAUUUGGUGGUGUAGAUGAUUCAAAUAAUGAAGAUUUUGAUCAUCCUGGCCACUCCGUGACACAACAUUGUAAAUCAUAUAUAUUUAAUCUGAAUGACAGCGAUCAAAGAAAGCUAUGUAUUAUUGAUACACCUGGGUUUGGGGAUACACGAGGCAUUGAACAAGAUGAUCUCAAUAUGGAACAUAUUUUAGAAUAUGUGAAUAAUCUUACUCAUAUAAAUGCAAUAUGCUUUCUUCUCAAACCAAAUGAAUCGAAAUUGCAUAUCUAUUAUCGAUUAUGUCUUAAUCAAUUAUUCUCCGUUUUAGAUCAAAAUAAUGUUAAAAAAGUUAUUGUUUGUUUUACAAAUAGUCGAUCAACAUUUUAUACUCCAGGCGAUACGGCACCAUUACUCAAACAGAUGCUUAGAUCUCUUGCAAUCGGUGAUGUUCCAUUUAAAAAAGAGAAUACAUUUUGUUUUGAUAGUGAAUCAUUUCGUUAUUUAGUUGCUCUACAAAAUGGAAUCAACUUUAGUGAAUUAGACAGACAAGAAUAUGAAAUGAGUUGGAUUAAGUCAGUACAUGAUUCAAAACGACUUAUUGAAUAUAUUUGUAAAGAACUAGCUAAUCGUUGUAUUCAACAGGAAUGA
This is a messenger RNA of Rotaria sp. Silwood1, 1518 nucleotides long. NCBI's taxonomy places the organism in Eukaryota, Metazoa, Rotifera, Eurotatoria, Philodinida, Philodinidae. The record is from the annotation of a GenBank genome assembly.